CUGCUGCCUGCUGCCUGCCGCCGGAGACACGACAUGGAUUUACCUCAGCACUAAAAACGUGGGAAAUACGCUUUUCUUCCGUGUUAAGGUAUGAGCCAUGAGCCGAAGUCCCCAGCUUUAGGAAUGAUCUCGGCGGCACCAUGCACCAUGGCCACUGUAAGCCCCCUCGCUCCGUCCCCCAUCAGCGGGAGCCCGGCGUCCCAGUCCGGAUUCGCUGCCGCCCUCCGCAAGCUCGCCAAGCAGGCCGAAGAGCCACGAGGUUCUAUAAGUAGCGAGUCAUCGCAUGUUUCCUCCCCGGUGACCAAUCACAUUUCUCCUGUCAGUACGCCUAAGCGAGUUGCCAUGGGUACCAGCCUGGUCCCGCCUACAGGCACCCCGCCUGUGGUCACCAUCGCCCCAACUAAAACAGUCAAUGGGUUUUGGAGGUCUGAAGCCCGUCAGGCCGAUGCAUCAUUGAGAGUGUCCGGCCAGGAGCGUUUGGCUCCAGAUCGUCCUUUACCCGGCCAGGAGAAGAGCUCCCUCUCUCUCCCUCCAUACCUGGGUCCAGCUCACCCGUUCAGCAUGACACCCAGUGCUCUCAUUCAAGACCCUCGUCUUCAAGCUCACCUGUCCCGGCAGGUUCCUAACAUGCUGCUAGCAGGAGCUCCGCAGGAGGAGUAUCUCCGCGAUGGCUUUCGCCCGUACGCCUCCGCUGAAGAGUUGCGCAUGCCUUUGCUCCCUCUAGGGCUCAGCUCAGGAACCACACCCGACACUCUCGCGUACUUUCACUCAGGAUAUUUGCCCCAUCCCUCGCUUGCUUCAUACAGGAUAAAGGACUUCUACAGUCUGCCGGCCCUGCGCUCGCAUUACUACCCGCUUCCAGAGGGGGGCGCCCUGCCGACCCUGCACCCGUCUGCUGUCCACCUGCCCAUGCAGGGCGUCUUUUACCCUCCUGACCUCACACACCAGUCCCUGUCAGCACUGCACUCUGAGAGGCUGCAGAUGGAAGAGGAACUUCGCCAGCAGGAGAGGGAACGAGAACGAGAGAAAGAGAGAGCGCGUGAAAUCGAACGAGAAAGGCAUUGGGAACAGGAGGUGCGGAGAGAGAAGGACAGAGAACGAGAGAAGGAACGAGAGGUGGAGAUAAAGAAGGAGAGAGGGAGAGAGAUCCAGGCGGUCAAGGCCAUGGAGAAACGCCACCUGAGCCACGAGCCGCUGGCGAACCAACACUUGAUCUCUCAUCCGUACGCACACCGGCAGCACAUGAAGGAAAGAGCCAAGCUCGAGGACAGACUCGCUGCUAACAGAACGGACAAAACCAAAGAAGCGUCGCUGCUCGCGCCACAGUCUGGCCCGUACUCGUCCUCAGGAGGUCCUUCCUCGCUCUCCACCUCAGGCCUCGGCCUCUCCUCAAGCCUCCAGUUUGGGAAAAGCCACCGGCCCAUGGGGACUCCCAUGAUGCUCCAGUGGCAGGAGGAGGACGACCGAUGGCUUGCCAGACAGAGAGCAGCGCUGAAGGUGGAGAAAGCGGAGUUUCACCAGCAGGAGAAGCACCAGGAUAGUGGUCGGAGCGCAGAACCAGUGGAACCACAGAGAGAGAGACACAGGUACAGCUCACACCGUAAUGAUGUGAGUGUCAGAGACUUAUCUCAACCCUUGGGGGCGCCACCUCCUCUCAUCACCCCUAAAGCUGUUCCUCGGGACCAUCACCCCUCCUCAUCCACUCCCAGCAGUCUCUGGAACCCCGUCUCCCUCCUCAACUCGCCCUCAGACCGGCCUCUGCCCCACAUCCAUCCUUUCUCAGGCCACACCAGACCGAAAGCUCUGGAAGAGGACAUCAGGCCCUCUUCCAUGCGGGGGAACAGCCUCCCGGAGUCUGGGAAAUACCUGCCGGAUCUGGAGAAAUCCCCGCGGAGGGUCUUCAGCCAGUCUGGGGCUCCGGCUCCGGCUCCAGAGAGGACGGACCCCAUGAUGGUGUUCGAUCAGGCUCUGCAGGAGCACAGGAGGCUCCUCAGCAAACUAGACCUGGAGGAGAAGAAACGCAGGGAAGCCAGAGAGAAAGGUUAUUACUAUGAAUUCGACGACUCUUACGAUGAGAGUGAUGAGGAGGAAGUGCGAGUUCAUCUGAGGAGAGUCGCUCAGCAGCCUCCUCUCAAACUAGAUGCAUCUACUGAGAAGACAGAGUUCCUGGGUUUGUUUGGACUGACGACUCUCUCUAAGCGAGAUGAGCUCCUGGAGAUGAAGAGGAGGAAGAGGAGGAGGAUGAUGCAGGAGAGAAUGCCUUCACCCUCAGCGGUGCAGAGUAAACGAAAGACUCCCUCUCCUCCCCUCACCACACGCUUCACCCCGGAGGAGAUGGAUCGCACCGCUGAACUCGACGACAAGAAACACUUCCUCAGCAUGUUCCACCUGAACCAUGUCAGUGUGGACGAGAGAAGAAAGAAUAAGAAGAUUGAGGACUUGCUGGAAGCCAUCAAACAGAAAACUGUAACUUUGAACACCCUCAGAUACGCCUCAGACACACCCCUUUCUAGCCCGACUGCUUCAGUGUCUGCCGUCUCACAUCUCAAUCAGUCCGUCAGUAAUGUUCACCCUGAACCCCUAAAUCACUCACCCCAACACCCUCUGCCUCAAGACCCCCCGCCACUGGCUCCUCUCCAGCCCAAGACGAGCUCCCCGAGCAGGAGAGGCCCGAGCCUGCAGGCCAGCGCUCGACAGACCCUCCGGCCGAAGGAACUCAACGGAGUAAAACUGCAGGACUGGGAGCGAAGAAACUCAGAGGACUUCGCACAGCACUUCCAUCAGUCGGUGCUGCAGUCAACUCAAAUAUCCCAGCAGAAACAGAAAGGUGAACUCUCUAUUGGAGCGAGCGAGCAGUUUGACCCCCAUGCACAUCCACCUCCAGGCCUCCAGAGGGCGCUCAACAAACUCCCUAAUGGACAGACCAAUGGCCAUUUAUCAGCCCUCCACAACUCCCCAGGAGUGAGGAAUGACCUUUCAGCUGGCGAGGGCAUCAGUUCAGAUGAAGACGAGGAAGAGGAGUCCUUCAGUCCUAGGUGGAAAGGCAUUGAAUCUAUAUUUGAGGCGUACAAGGAGUACAUGGAGGAGAGAAGUAUAGAGCACCAGGUUCUCCAGAGCGAGUGUAGACGCCUAGAGACGCAGCAUUACAACCUCAGUCUAACCGCCGAACAGCUUUCUCACAGCAUGAGGGAGCUGUUGGCACAGAAGCACAAUCUGGCGCUGAAGAGAGAGCGCAUGCAGGCCGAACUGGAGCACUUCAAGAAAUGCUUGGGAUUGCCGCUGCUACACUGGCACAGAGGAUACUACAAGAGGCCUUCGCCGAGGUGACCUUCCUCACAUUUAUGAUGGACGUGCUGAGGAAGAGUGGCUGAUCGCUGUAAUGGAUGAGAACUUAAAUGACUAAACGUGUGAUUUCAGCUUUGGCACGAGAACAUAGACAAAGCUAUCGGUCAUUGUUUUGGUGCCAAUGUCUGACUCCCCACUGUGACCCGCUGCACUACAAGUCCAACCACUAUAUACAGGAUCUAAUAUCUGAACAAAACAGGCAUUCAGCAUAUCGGAUUAAUCUGACGGGACGUUUGAAAGACCAAUGCCAAGAGGAACCAACCCAGAUGGCUCCUAGUUCAAAUGUUUUAAUAUUUAUACGGUUUUUAAAGGAAUAUGAUUAUGUAAAAUACUGUCAAAUCGCAUUUUGUAUGUUUUUAUUAUUAAUGAUGAAUUCAAAAAAGGACCGUAGUUUGGAAAAUAAAUAUUUUAAAGCUUUUUGCAGGGAAAAAAUGCGUUAAGGUACUGCUGGUCAGAAAUGAAGUGAGGUUUCAGUUUAAUAUGAAAGUGAUCAGUUAUAACAGUGUUCCUGUGUAUUUUGUCAUUUUCUCUUCGUCACCCAUUAAACCAAAAGCUCUACUGCAUGCUCUAGUACAUGGCUGUUCGAAAAUAAACCAAUCAAAUGUGGCUAAUCGCUUUCAUUAAUGACACUUUAAUAACAAACCGCAGACAGCAGUUCAUGUAUAUGGUCCCGGUAUGGGGGACCGUUUGUGCUGAAGUCGGUCAAGCAAACGAUCAUUAUGUGGACGGUGGAAAAAAUGUAUUAAUAAAUUAGUAAAAACAAUAUAAUUGAGCAUAUAUAAAUAAUAAUGAGAUAUUGAGAAUGACCAAUUCAAUAUCUAAGAAGAUUAUGAAAUGGCACAAAUAGUGCCUUAUAAAAGUAUAAUUCUGUUAAACGUUAUAUGAUGGUCGUUUAUUUUUUAUUUUUUUUACAGACUUGUUAAAAUCAUGAAAACAAUUAUAAAGUGUCAUUCAAAUAUUUGUUUGUAUAAUUUAUUUUUCAACCUAGUUGCCAUGAGAACAGUCAUUUAGGUUGUGCGUUUUAUACAGACUUCAGUGCCACAAAGUUUUGUUG
Pimephales promelas (fathead minnow) is the source of this 4399-nucleotide messenger RNA. It is a transcript of the gene gse1a, whose product is annotated as Gse1 coiled-coil protein a. The record is from RefSeq and is a predicted model, not a curated record. Lineage: Eukaryota; Metazoa; Chordata; Actinopteri; Cypriniformes; Leuciscidae.